This is a messenger RNA of Mizuhopecten yessoensis (Yesso scallop), 4218 nucleotides long. Its product is annotated as bifunctional glutamate/proline--tRNA ligase-like. Gene Ontology annotation, molecular function: ATP binding; proline-tRNA ligase activity. The annotation marks the transcript as partial. NCBI's taxonomy places the organism in Eukaryota, Metazoa, Mollusca, Bivalvia, Pectinida, Pectinidae. The transcript has 24 exons. Gene Ontology annotation, biological process: translation; prolyl-tRNA aminoacylation. The record is from RefSeq and is a predicted model, not a curated record. Gene Ontology annotation, cellular component: aminoacyl-tRNA synthetase multienzyme complex; cytoplasm.
UGAGAUUUUUAUUAUUUCUUUACAGGUGAUAGACCCAAUCGUUCCGCGAUACACUGCCCUCCUCCAGAGUGAUGUGAUUCCUGUCAAUGUCAAGGGAGCUAGUGUUGGCUAUAAAAAAAUUGCAGCACAUCCAAAGAACACAGACCUGGGAACCAAGGAUAUCUGGUACGGUCCCCUGCUGUAUAUAGAGGGCGCUGAUGCUGAGAUGUUGUCUCAGGGGGAGACCGUGACCUUCAUUAACUGGGGAAACCUCCAGAUUGCUCAAAUCAAUCGAACUAAUGGGAAGAUAACAUCGCUGGACGCUAACCUUGACCUUGAGAACACAGAUUACAAGAAGACUCAGAAGAUAACAUGGCUGGCCAGCACGGACAAGGCCCCGUUCACUCCUGCUAUCUGUGUCCACUACGAUCACAUUAUCUCGAAGGCUAUCCUUGGCAAGGACGAAGACUUUAAGGCCUAUGCUAACACAGACUCUAAGAAAGAGCAGGUAAUGUACGGAGAUCCGUGCCUCGCCAGUCUGAAGAAAGGGGACACAAUUCAACUACAGCGACGGGGUUACUUCAUCUGUGACCAGCCAUACCAGCCAACCAGCCCCUAUACUGGAAAGUGUAGCCCGUGUGUACUACUGAACAUCCCAGAUGGCCACCAGAAGGAGAUGCCAACAGCUGGCUCCAAGCACAAACAGGAGGCCAGUGCCAAGGAGAAAGCACAGAGCAAGAAAGGAAAGUCUGCUGAAAAAUCUCCGCAGGAUGAGAAAGCUCCGUCUGUCCCAGGAGGCAGCUCAGCAGCUGACCUUGACACUAAGAUUUGUGCCCAAGGUGAACAGGUCAGAAAGCUGAAGACAGAGAAGGCUCCAAAGGACCGGAUAGAGGCCGCAGUAAAGAUCCUGUUGGCACUAAAGGCCGAGUAUAAGUCUGCCACUGGCAAGGAUUGGAAACCAGAUGCCAAGCCAGCCCCAGUGACUGCUGCUCCGGCGACUACAGGAGACGGUGACCUAUACGACAAGGUCGCAGCACAGGGCUACAGAGUCAGAGAUCUUAAAUCCCAGAAGGCAAAGAAGGAUCAGAUUGAUGCUGAGGUGAAGAUCCUGUUGGCGUUGAAGGCCGAAUAUAAGUCUGCCUCUGGCAAUGAUUGGAAACCAGAUGCCAAGCCAGCCCCAGUGACUGCUGCUCCAGCGACUACAGGAGACGGUGACCUAUACGACAAGGUCGCAGCGCAGGGCUGCAGAGUCAGAGAUCUUAAAUCCCAGAAGGCAAAGAAGGAUCAGAUUGAUGCUGAGGUGAAGAUCCUGUUGGCAUUAAAGGCCGAAUAUAAGUCUGCCUCUGGCAAGGAUUGGAAACCAGAUGCCAAGCCAGCCCCAGUGACUGCUGCUCCGUCGACUACAGGAGACGGUGACCUAUACGACAAGGUCGCAGCGCAGGGCUACAGAGUCAGAGAUCUUAAAUCCCAGAAGGCAAAGAAGGAUCUGAUUGAUGCUGAGGUGAAGAUCCUGUUGGCGUUGAAGGCCGAAUAUAAGUCUGCCUCUGGCAAGGAUUGGAAACCAGAUGCCAAGCCAGCCCCAGUGACUGCUGCUCCGGCGACUACAGGAGACGGUGACCUAUACGACAAGGUCGCAGCACAGGGCAACAGAGUCAGAGAUCUUAAAUCCCAGAAGGCAAAGAAGGAUCAGAUUGAUGCUGAGGUAAAGAUCCUGUUGGCAUUGAAGACUGAGUAUAAGUCUGCCACUGGCAAGGAUUGGAAACCAGAUGCCAAACCAGCCCAGGCCGCUACUGCCCCGGCGACAACUGGAGACUCUGACCUCAACGAUAAAAUUGUUGCUCAAGGAAAUAAAAUCCGUGACCUGAAGGACCAGAAAGUUUCAAAAGAGAAGCUUGACCCUGAAGUGAAGACUUUGCUGGCCCUCAAGGCUGAGUACAAGACUGCCACAGGCAAGGACUGGAAGCCCCAGCCAGCAGGUGCCACCCCGAGGGCUGCCCAGACACCCAGCUCCGGCAUGGCCGACUCAGCAGAAGCUAAGGGCCUAAAGGCACAGAUUGAUGCCCAGGGCGAGAAAGUCAGGACACUUAAGUCUUCAGGGGCAUCAAAGGCUGAUGUUGAUAAGGAGGUACAGGCAUUGCUGUCCCUAAAAGGUAAAUACAAGGACUUGACGGGAGAGGAGUUGGGCGGAGGUGGACGGCAGAGUAAGAAAGGGGACAAAAAGGCCAAGGAAAACAAACCACCAAAGAAACAGGAGGCAGCACCGGUCAAGGACGAUUCAGCUAGCAAGGAUGACUCGGCUAACAAAGAUUUAAAAAAGAUCACACGACUCUGUCUGGAGGCAAAAAAAGAUGAAAAUCUGUCCGAAUGGUACCAACAGGUGAUCACGAAGUCGGAGAUGAUCGAGUACUACGAUGUGAGUGGAUGCUACAUCCUGCGGCCAUGGUCCUACUCUAUCUGGGAAGUCAUCAAGGACUUCUUUGACGCCGAGAUAAAGAAGCUUGGCGUGGAGAACACAUACUUCCCAAUGUUUGUCUCUAACCAGGCGCUGGAGCGGGAGAAAUCACAUAUAGAGGACUUUGCUCCCGAGGUUGCCUGGGUAACCAGGUCUGGGAAAUCUGAAUUAGCUGAGCCAAUAGCCAUCAGGCCAACCAGUGAGACAGUGAUGUACCCGUCCUAUGCGAAAUGGAUUCAAUCUCAUCGAGACCUUCCUCUCAAACUAAACCAAUGGUGUAAUGUUGUGAGAUGGGAGUUUAAACAUCCACAGCCUUUCCUGAGGACGAGAGAAUUCUUAUGGCAGGAAGGUCACACAGCAUACGCCAAUCGCAAGGACGCAGAAGAGGAGGUGUUUACGAUACUGGAACUGUACGCCCGAGUGUACGAGGAACUACUGGCCAUCCCAGUGGUACGGGGCAGGAAAACAGAGAAGGAGAAAUUUGCUGGAGGAGAUUUUACAACAACAGUAGAGGCAUAUAUCAGUGCUAGUGGGCGUGCCAUACAGGGGGCCACAUCUCAUCAUCUUGGUCAGAACUUCUCCAAGAUGUUUGAGAUUGUGAUUGAGGACCCAGAGACGAGGGAGAAACAGUACGUUUUUCAGAAUUCGUGGGGUAUCACCACCAGGACGAUAGGUGUGCUGUGUAUGGUCCACGGUGACAACAAUGGAUUGGUCCUCCCACCUAGGAUUGCCAGUGUACAGGUGAUCAUUGUACCAUGUGGUAUCACGGCCAAUUUGUCUAAAGCAGACGAGAAGAACCUCAUGAAGAAGUGUGAGGAGAUACAGGGUUCUUUGGUGGCCGCUGGGAUCAGGGCCAAGUGUGAUCUGCGCGACAAUUACUCUCCAGGCUGGAAGUUCUACCACUGGGAACUUAAGGGAGUGCCGAUCAGGAUGGAGCUGGGCCCUAGGGACAUCAAACAGAACCAGGCUGUUCUUGUGAGGCGAGACACCGGGGUCAAGUCGACAGUUCCCAUGGCCAACCUGGCCACCAGCACCAGGGACACCCUCAACAACAUCCAGCAGAACCUGUUUACCAAAGCCAACGAGGAUCUUUCGAGACAUAUGUCCGUGACGCACGACUGGGAAGAAUUCUGUAAUAGCCUAGACGACAAGAAGAUCAUCCAGGCUCCGUUCUGCGGCGAGAUUCCGUGUGAGGAGAAGAUCAAGAAGGACAGCGCCAGGGAUGCUGUGGUAGAGGAGGGGGCACCUGCUAUGGGAGCCAAGGGACUGUGUAUCCCUUUCAAACAGCCUAAGGAGUUGGUCAAGGGCACAAAGUGCAUCAUGCCUUGCUGUGGCAAGGACGCCAAAUAUUACACACUGUUUGGGAGAAGCUACUGAGCAAAGAUACUAACAUUUGUACCAGAGAUACAUAUGACUGACUGGAUUAUAAAAUAAUUUACACCUCAACACAAAUUAUUGGAUUAUAACAUCACACAAUGGUUAUGUAUGAAACUGUAGUCCGACCAACAUUUGGAAUCACCUCUCCAACACCUAAAAUACUAUUAGAAAUCAGAGCAUUUAAAGCAAUAUUAGCUGUGUUUGAACUGUCAAGGUCGUGGAUACUUGGAUGUAUGCAGAUGUUGAAUUAAACAGAGUCAACUUGAUUCCUUGCCAUCAUCAACUACGAGAAUAAGUCUUUAAAUAAGGUUGCAAUACAAUUUUGCUUAUUCAUAUACUGUGAUUCCAAACUGUUCAAGAUCCAAAGGACUUCCAACUUUUAUUUAUAAUAAACAAUUCAAUGCAAUGUA